This is a messenger RNA of Aedes aegypti (yellow fever mosquito), 234 nucleotides long. RefSeq lists its product as uncharacterized. The transcript is spliced from 3 exons. NCBI's taxonomy places the organism in Eukaryota, Metazoa, Arthropoda, Insecta, Diptera, Culicidae. The record is from RefSeq and is a predicted model, not a curated record. The annotation marks the transcript as partial.
CAUAAGGAAUUCAAAACCCUUUCAGGUCCAAAUGGUCAUAACGGAAGAACAUUCAUUAAUUAUGUUCAUAAUAUAAUUCAGCCUGGUACUUUAGCUGUACGAUUAACUGCAAAUAUAAUUGCAGGGCAGUUAUUAAUAACCACACACUUAAGGACAUAUUUCCUGCCGUACAAAGAUGGCAGUCAAUAUGGCACCCAACGCCUUCCCUCGUCGUUCUUCGCUCCUAACGCUUAA